GCUAGGUAACGCGCGGUCUUCCAGCCACACAGCCACUGGCCGCUCGGCUUGAGGCUGAGCAAUGGGGCCGCGGGCCCUUCCGCGGCUCCUGCUCGUUCUUCUAGACUGCUGGGCCUCCGUAAGCGCCCAGGCCGGGACAACCCUGGUGGUAACGACGGAGGGCCUCAACUCCACCAAACCAGUCCCGACGACUCUCCGACCUGUUUUAUCUUCUAAGCCCCCUGAGAUCCCCAGGGCUUCCAGGCCCUUCUCCGGCCCCAGACCCGCCCCAGUCACGGACGUUGCUGCUCUGUGUGUCUGUGACUUGUCUCCAGCGCAGUGUGAUGUCAACUGCUGUUGUGAUCCUGAUUGCAGCUCCGUGGAUUUCAGUGUCUUUUCUGCCUGCUCAAUUCCAGUUGUCACGGGUGAUAGUCACUUUUGUAGUCAAAAAGCAGCUGUCUAUUCAUUGAAUUUUACAGCAGACCCACCUCAGAGAGUAUUUAAACUUGUCGACCAGAUCAACCCAUCUAUUUUCUGUGUUCAUAUUACAAACUAUAAACCUGCAUUAUCCUUUAUUAAUCCAGAAGUGACUGAUGAAAGCAGUUUUGAUAAAUUGAUGAAAACACCUGAUGGUUUUUCACUAAAUCCAGAAUCAGAUGUUUCAACCAGACUGGAUGCUCCCCAAACUGCAAAAUAUGAGUAUGGGGUUCAUCUGCAGACUUCAGAUUCAUUUUUGAGAUUUCCUUCUCCCCUUACAUCAUCUCUGUGCACUGAUAAUAACCCUGCAGCAUUUCUGGUUAACCAAGCUGUUAAGUGCACCAGGAGGAUAAAUUUGGAACGGUGUGAAGAAAUGGAAACCCUGAGCAUGGCUUAUUACAGCAGCCCUAAAAUUUUGAGGGUGCCUGGUUCAGGAAUAGAGGUCCCUGUCACGGUUCAGUCCAUCGUCAUCCGGUCUCUAAAUAAAACACUAACCCGACUGGAAGACACAGCAGUACUGAGGGUAUCAAAGCCGGGUGUUGUUGAGGCGGGGCAUAUUGAAAUCUGCACUAACGUCGUUCUUGAGGUGACGUACAGCCUUACAUAUACAGAUGCAGGUGAGGUAAUAAAAGCUGAUCUCUUUCUUCUUCUGGGAGCAGUGAGCAGUGUAAUGGUUCCACUCCAGCAAAAGUUUGAAAUUUAUUUUAUUCAGACCACGAAUAGAUAUGGACAACUUACUCUUCUUCGUAGCACAACUGAGCAAGACUGCUUAGCAGUAGAGGGGAUCCGGGCCCCAGUAUUAUUUGGUUACAACAUGCAAUCUGGCUGUAAACUCAGACUGACCAAAGCUCUCACGUGUCGGCUGGUAGCGCAGAAGAUGAAGAGCCUGCUAAAGGGUCAGGGCUUCCCAGAUUAUGUGGCCUCUUUUGGAAAUUCCAAGGCCCAGGAUGUGCUGGACUGGGUGCCCGUCUAUUUCAUCACCCAGACAUCCCAUGUGAAGGAUUCCUGCCAGCUCCCAGUGGCUCUGACGGUAGAAGUGAGAUGGACUAAAUACGGAUCCUUAUUGAACCCACAGGCUAAAAUAGUCAAUGUAACUGCAAAUCUAAUUUCAUCUUCCUUUCCUGAGACCAACUCAGGAAAUGAAAGGACGAUUCUUAUUUCCACUGCGGUUACUUUUGUGGAUGUGUCUGCACCUGCAGAGGCAGGCUUCAGAGCUCGGCCAACCAUCAACGCCAGGCUGCCCUUUAAUUUCUUCUUCCCAUUUGUUUGAUGUAAGUCGUUAAGUAAGGAAACUACACCAUAUCUGCAAAAUUCAGCACGUGUGGGGUCCAUGGUCCCUCGGAGACAUUCUACUUUAUUAUAACCCUUGAGAUUGCCCCUAGACCAGCACACUUCCUCUCCACUCACUUCCCUCCUCUUGUCUCCCUUCGGGAAUGUCAUUCUACUUGGUCUGACAUUAGAAGGGGGCAUCAUCUGGUCUUAGCCAGUUCCAGUACUCUCAACACAUAAGUCGUAUAUGGAAACCAAGUUGCACCUUUGAGAAGACAAGAGGACAGACCCUCAAGUAGUGCAGGCGUUGAGGGUUUAUCCAGUUUAUUCAUCCCCUGCUUUAAAUGUGAGUUAUUUUUAAAAUAUUAUUUUUAGUUCAGGUUUUCUUCCUUUUCAGGUCCUGCUGAAAUGAGUACAAAAAUAGCAAAUUGUUUAAAAUCACGCGAGUAGAGGACAAGGCCUCACAAGGGGAUCUUCCCCCAAAUGUCAUGUUAAUUACAGUAGAGUCUUGGGUCUAAUUGCCACUUCUGUACCAGGCACCGGAGCUAGCUUGCUCUCCAGUUAGUGGGCUGGUCUGGGAUGCCACCAAGUGAUUCCAAGCAGUUGAAGCUGGAAAGGAUCUAGUAGGAGGGCCCGAGGGAAGGAGAGAGUCUAUUUUAUACAUUAAUUGUACAGUAACUGAGGAAAAUGUUGUCAGGUGGCAGAACUAGGUGGAGCCAGCUAAAAGCUGGAGGAUGCAGAGGAGGGGGCUAGGUACUCAAGAAUGGCCUCCUUGGGGGAAAUUGUGGUUAACUAUUUAGAACAGCUUGGACAUGUAAAAGACUUCUAGAAUGUGCUGAUAGCUAAGAUAGCUUUCUUUUUUGUUUUUCAGAGUGCUCAUAGGAAAGGAUGUACUGAUCCCUCAAUAUACAUGUGAAAAGUGAAAACUGUACAUUUGAUGAGAUUAAAUUUUAUAUACGGCUA
Cervus elaphus (red deer) is the source of this 2688-nucleotide messenger RNA. It is a transcript of the gene TCTN1, whose product is annotated as tectonic family member 1. The transcript has 13 exons. Gene Ontology annotation, cellular component: MKS complex. The record is from RefSeq and is a predicted model, not a curated record. Gene Ontology annotation, biological process: cilium assembly; protein localization to ciliary transition zone. NCBI's taxonomy places the organism in Eukaryota, Metazoa, Chordata, Mammalia, Artiodactyla, Cervidae. Bases 62 to 1726 code for a protein of 554 amino acids.